Molecule: messenger RNA, 1047 nt
Organism: Mucor mucedo
Lineage: Eukaryota; Fungi; Mucoromycota; Mucoromycetes; Mucorales; Mucoraceae
Exons: 2
Coding region: 1-1047 (348 amino acids)
Source: RefSeq, a predicted model, not a curated record
AUGAAGCCAUUGCCAGGUACAUCCAGUAUGUUUCCCGAAGGUUCCUAUUUUUAUCGGGUUGGAAAAGUAAUUACCAAAACCUGGCGCAAAAUAGAAUGCUCUACUUUACCUUCAAAUAUCAAUUGUUUACUCGGAAUAUCGUCGAUUCCUGCCAACUGCUACUUGUACAAGGUCUCUCCAACAGCAAUUAGUGAUACCGCCGGCGUCGCUUCGGAAACUUUCCUUUAUUUUCUGUCAAAAGUCGUUAUACCGACAGCCGGAUUCAUUUACCCUAUUACUUAUGAAGAGCCUGAAUUGACUACAAUAGCGUAUAUAAUUGAUUUUGUGAUUGAAACAUUGUUUCCCUCUAAAAAGAUGAUGAUCUGUUCUCUCCAACCGCAACCAUUAACUCGAUACCAGAAAAUGAUGGAUUUAUUGAGACGGACAGCUCAAAUUCAAGGAUCCAUCGUGAACUAUAAACUAAAUGCAACGGUACAAUGUGUUCACUCUAGAACAGGAGAAAGAGAUUACAUGACCGCACUCUACUAUUUCUUAAUUUUCGUAAUCCUUCUUAACUCACUUCUCGUCAUUAUGUCGUUUUUACGCAAUAGAAAUAAUGGAGCACGGAACACUCAACAAGCAAAUUUGGGAACUGAUAAUGGAGACGCUGGUAAUAAUGCAGGUGCUGGUGAUAAUUGGGACGCUGGUAAUAAUGGGAACGCUGGUGAUAAUGGGAACGCUGGUGAUAAUGGGAACGCUGGUGAUAAUGGGGACGCUGGUGACACUGAAAGUCCCGGUUCCUUGACACCCGACUCCCAAGACAGCAACAGCUCUAGUACCGAAGAUGAUUAUGUCGACGCUACUGAAGAACCAAUCUUGGAAAAUACUCAAACAGGCCGAGCACAAGCAGAUCAAGCACAAGCAGGUCAAACCCAAGCUACCCAAGGUCGAGCUACUCAAGGCCAAGCUGGUCCAAGUCGAGCUGGUCCAAGUCGAGCUGGUCCAAGUCAGGCUGGUCCAAGCAAAGUUACCCGAGGACAAGCAACUCGAGGACAAGCUACCCAAUGA